GAAAGUGUUUCCGGUAAAAAAAAAAAUGUCAGCGCUCAGAGGGUCCACAUGUUUAUUCAAAAGAAUUCUCUCGAAAGGAACAAACAUAAAAUGUGAUUCAUAUGAAAACUAUAGGACUAUAUCAAGUUUUCGAUAUUUAUAUCAACCAAAUACAUUUCGGAAUCCGUUAGGUGUCUGUGCGUGUGUGUUCUUUCGAAGGUCGAACAAUCUGUGGUUUCACAACAAGGGUGUUUUAUAUAGUAACAGUGUUACGUCAGACAUAAACGUGAACAAUGAGAAGGAAGAUGAUAAAAAAUCUAAAUGGAAGAAGUACGGGGAAUAUUUUAUGUGGUUUACUCUUGCUUCUGUUUCGGCUGGGUGUGCCUACAGUGGCUAUGUGUUAGGCCUACCAGUAAGAGAUCCAGAGGGCACCGUGGUGGAGGAUGAAUUUGGAAAAGGGUUUUCCAUUCAGAGGAGUCUUGCCAACUUCAAAAUGAAGAAACAGGAAAUAGAGGAACCCUCCAGAAAGAAGUUGCUCCCUGAACCACUGCAGGCCCCGUUUAUCCAGCCACCCUACACACUGGUGAUCGAGAUCACCGGGAUUCUUGUCAAACCAGAGUGGACGAUUAAGAAUGGCUGGCGAUUUAAGAAGAGACCAGGUGUGGAUUACUUCCUCCAGGCCAUCGGUCCUCCCCUGUUUGAGACCGUGGUAUACACAUCUGAGACUGGCAUGAAUGCUGUUCCUGUGAUUCACAGCCUCGACCAACAAGGACAUAUUAUGUACAAGUUAUACAGAGAUGCCACAUUGUAUGAUGGCAAAGAUCAUGUCAAGGAUCUGUCUUAUUUGAAUAGAGACUUAAACAAAGUAAUUAUGGUAGACUGCAAAUCUAAAGCUGUGAAUCUUCAGCGAAGGAAUGCUUUUGUUCUAAAGGAGUGGGACGGCAAUGAGAACGACACUACUCUGUUUGACCUGGCCUCAUUCCUCCAGACAUUAGCACACAGUAAAGUUGAUGAUGUCCGGACAGUGCUAGAUUACUAUAUGCAAUUUGAGGAUCCUAUUGCCAAAUUUAGAGAAAACCAACUACUUCUUCAGGAGGAACAAGAGAGACUAAGACAAAUGCAGGAGAAACCGAAACGAAAAUCGCCAUUGGAUUUUGCUAAGUCAUUUAAAAAGUGACAAACCAAUAACAAGUGUUGUUACUCAGAUUUUAAUCAACCAUGAAGUUCUCUGUAUAACAGCAAUGAUUAAUAUGUAUGUGGAUAACUGUGUGUGUAUAUAAGCAGUUAACGUCGUACUCGAACGAUUUCCUUAUCGGUGACUUUGUUAUCUGGACAGUAGAUUUCAGUUCAACUGAAAUAUAUACAUUGUGUGAAUUAAUUCAUUAUAGUAAUGAUGACUGUGUCUUGGAGCUAGUUUUCACAUAUUAAAUAUCAUUGAAUCUAUAA
Messenger RNA from Ostrea edulis (European flat oyster), 1425 nucleotides. Its product is annotated as mitochondrial import inner membrane translocase subunit TIM50-like. The coding region runs from base 26 to 1156 and encodes 376 amino acids. The record is from RefSeq and is a predicted model, not a curated record. NCBI's taxonomy places the organism in Eukaryota, Metazoa, Mollusca, Bivalvia, Ostreida, Ostreidae. The transcript is spliced from 10 exons. Gene Ontology annotation, molecular function: phosphoprotein phosphatase activity.